GCAUCAUCGUUCAUCAUCAAGCACAACGUACGAGAGCGUAAGAGUUUUCUGGAGAGUAGCUAGCUAGCUAGCUAGGGAUCGGAUCGGAGGAACACGUACCCGGGCAACACCUAGCCUGCAAUGUCGUCGGCGUACAGCAGCAAGCAGCAGGCGGCGGCGAAGAGAGCGUACGUGACGUUCCUGGCCGGCGACGGCGACUACUGGAAGGGCGUGGUGGGGCUGGCCAAGGGCCUGCGCCGGGUGCGCUCGGCCUACCCGCUGGUGGUGGCCGUGCUCCCCGACGUGCCGGAGGAGCACCGCCGCAAGCUGCGCGACCAGGGCUGCGUCGUCCGCGAGAUCCAGCCGGUGUACCCGCCCGACAGCCAGACGCAGUUCGCCAUGGCCUACUACGUCAUCAACUACUCAAAGCUCAGGAUCUGGGAGUUCGUGGAGUACGAGCGCAUGGUGUACCUUGACGCGGACAUCCAGGUGUUCGACAACAUCGACGAGCUGUUCGAGCUCGACAAGGGCCGCUUCUACGCGGUGAUGGACUGCUUCUGCGAGAAGACGUGGAGCCACACCCCGCAGUACAAGAUCGGUUACUGCCAGCAGUGCCCGGAGCCCGUGGCCUGGCCGGCCGCGGAGCUCGGCCCCCCGCCGCCGCUCUACUUCAACGCCGGCAUGUUCGUGCACGAGCCCAGCCUGGGCACGGCCAGGGACCUCCUGGACGCGCUGGUGGCGACGCCGCCGACGCCCUUCGCGGAGCAGGACUUCCUCAACGUGUUCUUCCGGGACGUGUACACGCCCAUCCCGCCGGCGUACAACCUGGUGCUGGCCAUGCUGUGGAGGCACCCGGACAAGAUGCCGGAGCUCGGCAAGGUCAAGGUGGUGCACUACUGCGCCGCGGGGUCCAAGCCUUGGAGGUACACGGGGCAGGAGCCCAACAUGGAGCGCGACGACAUCAAGAUGCUGGUCACCAAGUGGUGGGACGUCUUCAACGACGACACCCUCGACUACAAGGGCGACGAGCCGCUGCUGCAGGCUCUGGCGGAGGCCGGCGCCGCCAACUACUUCCCGGCGCCCUCGGCAGCCUAGCUGCUACUAGCAUAUGGAUCUGAUCGGCCGCCGGCCAAAUUAAUUAUUAUCAUUAGGGGGUCUGAUCUACAUGCAUACAGGUUUUUGGUAUUGUACAUCAUGCAUGAGUACUACAUACCUAGCUACCAAGUUUAAAAGUAUUCAUCAGGUUAUCUAUCGAUCUUUUCUUUAAUUUUGAGUGUGGUGAAAAACUAAACAAGGAAAAAAAAAGAAGGAAACAAGAGUUGAGUUUGUACGUACUGCGUGCAUUUUGAAACCAAUUAAUAAUAGUAUAAAUCUUUUUUUCAUAUAUUUA
Panicum virgatum (switchgrass) is the source of this 1369-nucleotide messenger RNA. RefSeq names its product galactinol synthase 2-like. The coding region runs from base 121 to 1074 and encodes 317 amino acids. NCBI's taxonomy places the organism in Eukaryota, Viridiplantae, Streptophyta, Magnoliopsida, Poales, Poaceae. The transcript is spliced from 2 exons. The record is from RefSeq and is a predicted model, not a curated record. Gene Ontology annotation, molecular function: glycosyltransferase activity.